AUGUGGUUCCUGACAUUAUCCUGGAAGCCUCCUGAAAAAUUCAGAAAUAUUCCCGUUAAAACUGAUUGCGAAUCAAUGUCUCUCGAUGUCAAAGGUCCACAUUUCCACGUGGAACCACCUACUCGAGUGGAAUUCUCCAACAACAGUGGCACUGAAGUCCGGUGUAGAGCCGACGGAGCACCAACUCCCACAAUCAGUUGGAUAAACAAGGAGGGUACUGUCGCUCGAGAUAUUCCUGGAUUGCGCCAUACUCGGUCAGAUGGCACUUUGGUCUUGCUGCCGUUUCGCAGAUCUGAAUAUCGGCAAGAUGUCCACGACACCGUUUAUCAGUGUUCUGCUGCAAACAAAGGAGGCUCAAUAUUAAGUCGAGAAGUUCACGUCAGAGGAGUGAUAAAACAGGAAUUUGAGCCCCAAGUUUACGACGACUUUGUUGUUCUCGGUAAUACUGCUGUUCUGCGCUGUCAUCUUCCUCUGGUCGUACGAGAAUAUGUGUCGGUUGAUUCUUGGAUUAGAGAUGAUCAGCAAAUACUGAAACGAAAUGAUAUGAAAGGAAAUUCUUAUACAGUAUUAAAUUCAGGAGAGUUACUACUCCAUGCCGUUCAAGAAAAAGAGUCUAAGAGAACUUAUUUGUGCCAAACAAGACACAGGGUAACUGGAGAAAUGGUUCUUAGCGCGAGUUCUGGAAAAGUAGUUGUUUCAGAUUCUCAAAUUUCAACUCUUCCGAAAGUAACCCUUAGCAAUCCUCAAGUCAGAGCUGAAGAAAACAGUUUUGCACAACUGCCUUGUGUUGCUCAAGGAACACCCCCACCUAGUUACAAGUGGAUGAAAGACGUAUCCGGCGUCUUGCGUCCCAUAAAAGAAGAUGGACGAAUAUGGAUUAACCAAGGAGUUCUGAAUAUAAAACACAUACAGUUUUCGGAUGGAGGCAUAUACCAAUGCAUUGUCAGGAACAGUAUAGGAGAAAGACGGAUUGAAAGCGUAUUAAGCGUUACAGCUCGCAUUUCGGUGAGUAUAUGGCCGCAGAGACAAGUCCUAAUCAUCGGGCAAGAGGCGACAUUCAACUGCAACGCCACUGGAUACCCUAUUCACAAUAUGUCGUGGAAGAGAAACCAGAGACCACUAUUGUCAAACAGCAGGGUUCGACUUUUGUCACGUGACGUCAUGCACAUAUCGUCUGUUAGAAGGGAAGACGCUGGGAUGUAUCAAUGUUUCGUCUACAAUGAGAUUGAUGUAGCUCAAGGUACUGCAGAGCUAAUAAUAUCUGAUGUGGCCCCGACUUUGAUUACCGCUUUUACGGAGAAAACUGCAAAACCAGGAGAUACAAUCUCUUUAAAUUGCGUCACUGCCGGUAAUCCACUUCCGCUCCUCACUUGGCACAGAGACGAUGUCCCCCUGCCGCCGGGCCCCCGAAUUACCGCAGCAGAUCGUGUGGACGACUCGGGACACGUGAUUGGCAUCCUCAACAUCAGCGAUGCUCGAGUCGAAGACGGCGGAGAAUAUCGAUGUCAAGGCGAUAACGAUAUUGGGAGUGCUUUCCAUGCGGCACGUCUCAAUAUUUAUGGACCGCCAUUUGUCCGGGCCAUGGGGAAUGUGACUGCAAUUGCUGGCCGGGAUCUCAAGAUCCGCUGCCCCUAUGGUGGAUAUCCCAUUAAGGGGAUUAAAUGGUAUAAAAAUGAUGUCCUUCUAGCUAUGAGUCAAAAGCACAAAAUCAGUCCUAGCGGGACACUAACCAUCUUGAAUGUACAAAGAUCCGCAGAUAAAGGAGAAUACACAUGUAAGGUGAAGAGUCCUGAUGGACAGCUUGCUUAUGGAAAAGUGCAUGUUUCUGUUGUAGUACCACCACUUAUUGAUGGUUAUUAUCUGCGGGAGACAAUAACAGUGGACGAAGAUUCACGAACAAAACUAAUGUGUGUAGUUAUUAAAGGCGAUCCCCCAAUCAGAUUUCACUGGCUAAAGAAUGGACAAACUUUCCUAGCUCAUGGAGAUACCACCGUGCAGACCUUUGAUGACACAUCCAUUGUAACUUUCAACAAGGUGCUCUCCAAUGACAGAGGACGAUACACGUGUGUCGCGACAAAUCCAGCUUCAACGUUUAAUAGAACUAUGCAGCUCAUAGUGAACGUUCCUCCAUCAUGGAUUUUAGAGCCUAAAAACUCUUCUGCUGUGCUUGGUAAUGCUGCAUGGCUGGACUGCUCAGCAAAUGGUUUCCCAACUCCUAGUAUCAUUUGGAAAAAACUCAUUCAUCAAGAUGGCAGUACAGAAGACUUCACGUACGUGCAUUCAAAUGCGCGUGCGCAUCGCUAUAGUAACGGAACGUUGUAUAUAUCUGAUAUUGAAGAAAGCGAUGGAGGCCCUUACCUAUGUCAAGCUAAUAAUGGAAUAGCAGCAGGUCUUAGUAAAGUUAUAUGGCUUCAAGUUUUAGUUCCUCCAAAAUUUGUAGAGCCACAUCAAACGAAAAUUGUAGCUGAGCAUUUCAACGCCACACUGAGGUGCACAGCCAUCGGUCACACGCCGAUUGUUAUAACGUGGCAUAAGAAUAAGUCUUUGAUUGAGAUAAGCAAGCGAGGAAGAUUUUCUAUCAGAGACAUAGCUGAUUCUCAACAAACAAUGUCAGAACUGAGUAUAACUAAAACACAGCGAAACGAUUCAGGAGUCUAUAACUGUCUAGCUGUGAGCGACAUUGGAACUGCUGAGACCUCAAUAGAAUACAUAGUUCAAGGCAAGCCCGAUCCACCAAGUAACGUCAAAGUUGUGAAUGCAACCAGUCGCUCUAUAAGUGUCCAGUGGGAAUUUAGCCACAAUGGAAAUAACCCAAUUAAGAGAAGUAUUGUGCAAUACCAAAACAUAUCCGGUACAACUUGGAGCAAUCAGACCUCCCAAUUGCUUGUUCCCGGAUCGGAAAGGACAGCGACCGUUCCAUCACUUUCACCCAUUACCGUCUACUCCAUUCGCAUCAUAACUGAGAACGCGCUGGGCCGCAGUAGACCUAGUGAAGUUAUUAACGUCACUACAUUGGAGGAAGCUCCAUCCGGUGUACCGCGAGACGUUGCAGCUCAUUCUACUGGAGCACAUUCGAUCAAAGUGUCAUGGAAAGUAUGGCUGAAUAUAUAA
This is a messenger RNA of Uloborus diversus, 3111 nucleotides long. RefSeq names its product cell adhesion molecule DSCAM-like. Gene Ontology annotation, biological process: cell adhesion; axon guidance. Gene Ontology annotation, cellular component: plasma membrane. The record is from RefSeq and is a predicted model, not a curated record. The coding region runs from base 1 to 3111 and encodes 1036 amino acids. Gene Ontology annotation, molecular function: protein binding. The transcript has 17 exons. Lineage: Eukaryota; Metazoa; Arthropoda; Arachnida; Araneae; Uloboridae.